Molecule: messenger RNA, 753 nt
Organism: Rhincodon typus (whale shark)
Lineage: Eukaryota; Metazoa; Chordata; Chondrichthyes; Orectolobiformes; Rhincodontidae
Source: RefSeq, a predicted model, not a curated record
AUGCAGAACAAGACAAGUGAACUGAAAAAUCUCUAUGAAAUGAAUGGCUACCUCACUGGAAUUCACAUCCUAGACAAGGAUGAGCUUGCACUGGCCAUUCAGAAUGGGGUAUACACCCAGUACAGCCUACAUAAUGUACAUUUACAGAACAAGUGGGUGAUGGACUUAGCUACACAUCCUCUAGUCCUCAAAGCCAUCACUGCAGUUUUGGGACCUGAUGUCAUUCUGCUCGAUUCUCCUUUUAUCUGCAAGUAUCGCUCUGAUGUCCCUCAUGAAAGCAAUGUGGCUCUUUAUGUUGCCUGGCACAGGACUAUUAGAUACUGGGGCUUUGAAGGUGGAUCCGUAGCCUCUGUGUGGUUGGCUUUGGAUGAUGUUGACAAAGAAAAUGGUGCCCUGCAGGUUAUUCCAGGAAGUUACCAAGAAGGGCUACUCGAACAUGGAACAAGUGCUAUUCCUGCGAACAUAAAUCAGGAGAUUCCCAUACACUUGGUUGAUGCUGAGAAGGCUAUUCAACGUCCUCUUUAAGCAGGACAAAUGUCUGUACAUGAUGGUCUGACAGUCCACUUCAGUGAACCAAACCUUUCAAAUAGGAGAAGAUUCGGUUUUGUGAUCUGCUUUGUCCUCACUAUUGCCUAUCCUGUUCGGGAUCCUGACAGACCCCGUUCUUUCCCUUCAACAAUGCUGGUAGCAGGAGAAGACAAGUUCAACCUCUUUCAAAACAAUGCACCAGAUAUCUUUACUAAAACAUUCUGA